UUUAUUAUUUUUGUGUUUUAGUUAACAAUUGGUAAUAAAUUACAAAAAAUUGUUUUGAGUCAUUUUGCAACUGAGAACUCCCGCGAGUUAGUGAGUUUGUAAAACGCCGUGAGUGUCGUCACUGAGCGAAACUUCGCCGGUUGUUACUCUAACGGAUAACUCUAGAGUCACUCGACACUCAGCUCUACCGUCUCUUCGCCGAUAUCAAUCACAGUCUCGUUAUGUUAGAGGUUUGUGAAUGAAUUCUCGUUUUAGGCCGAACGUCUGAAUUGAUUUAGAGUGAAAAUGUCAUUCAAUUAUCCAGCAGUGGCGUACAUUUUCGCCCUCAUCUCGGACGCAGUUCUUAUAUUCUUCGCUAUAUUUCACGUGAUCGCUUUCGACGAGCUGAAAACGGAUUAUAAAAAUCCAAUCGAUCAGUGUAACAGCUUGAACCCUCUCGUCUUGCCUGAGUACUUGCUUCAUAUGAUCUUCAAUGUACUGUUCUUGCUCAGUGGUCAGUGGUUUUCUCUUUGCAUGAACAUACCUCUCAUCGCCUAUCAUGUUAUGAGGUAUAAGAAUCGGCCGGUCAUGUCUUGUGCAGGCCUUUACGACCCGACAGAUAUUAUGAACACUGAUGUUCUUACAAAAUGCCAAAGAGAAGGAUGGGUUAAACUAGCCUUUUAUCUAAUGUCGUUUUUCUACUAUUUAUACGGGAUGAUCCACUCCCUCAUCACAACAUGAAGAAUUGAUGAAAAUUCAAAUUAUGUUCCAAUUUAAGACUUACAAUCAUUACGAGACACAAAAAUGAGAGGAAUGUUUGCUAUUCUAACAAUACAUUUAGAGUCUUAUCAGUGAGGUGUGCCAUUGUUCUUUUUUUUUUUUUUUUUUUUUUUUUUUUUUUUUUUUUUUU
Messenger RNA from Cimex lectularius (bed bug), 889 nucleotides. It is a transcript of the gene cni, whose product is annotated as protein cornichon. Gene Ontology annotation, biological process: endoplasmic reticulum to Golgi vesicle-mediated transport. Gene Ontology annotation, cellular component: endoplasmic reticulum membrane; COPII-coated ER to Golgi transport vesicle. The transcript is spliced from 5 exons. Lineage: Eukaryota; Metazoa; Arthropoda; Insecta; Hemiptera; Cimicidae. The record is from RefSeq and is a predicted model, not a curated record. Bases 286 to 720 code for a protein of 144 amino acids.